Culex quinquefasciatus (southern house mosquito) is the source of this 1686-nucleotide messenger RNA. RefSeq lists its product as uncharacterized. Bases 791 to 1522 code for a protein of 243 amino acids. The transcript is spliced from 3 exons. NCBI's taxonomy places the organism in Eukaryota, Metazoa, Arthropoda, Insecta, Diptera, Culicidae. The record is from RefSeq and is a predicted model, not a curated record.
CUGGUUUAUUUUCGCGCUCGCGUGUCGUAUCGUUUAUCUUUUGCUUUCGGAAAGUGUUUUGUUGUGCGAUUGGUGUUGGAAAAGUGGCUUGAUAUCGAAUAAUUUUAUUGUAAACAGAUGAAACUGCAUCGGGAAAUCAACAGCUUUCAAGUAUAGAUUAUAAUCCGGCACUUAUACUCCUACAGCAAAUCUGUAUAAAGUUGAUAUCGAUAUCAAUAUAGUUAUGAUUAAAUCAAAACAAAUUUUGUUUUAGUUUGUGUUGUUUAUAUAACAAAUUGCUGGUUGCUACGUACAUGAAAAAUGUGUGGCUGGUGCUCAAAAGAAGACCUGUUUUUGGAAAUCCCAGGAACGUCAAGUUUAUAAGCUCGACCUCGCUUUCAGAACCUGCAAAGGGCGGCGUUUCAAUUCCGCCUCCAAACGAGCGUUCAACAAACAGGCAGGCCUGGCUAGCGCUCAACUCCACCAUCGAAUGCACGAGGUGCUGUUCUUCGGAGGUCAUGGCGUUCAAAUACGCCGGUGCAGAACCUGCUGGAAUGACCACCGUAGACUCGGCAAGCCUGGCGCUCAUCACCGCCAUCGAACGCAAGUGGUGCAGCUCCCCAGAGGUCAGGAGACAAACCUGGCGUUCACGCCGGUGCAGAACCUGCUGGACCAAUCAGCGUACAUGAUUAUUUGGUGUUAAAUUACGCCAAACUGACGCGCGCUGAAGGUCGGAACGACCACCGUAGAACCGGCAGGCCUGGCGCUCAACUCCACCAUCGAAUGCACGAGGUGCUGCUCCUCGGAGGUCAUGGCUUUCAAAUACGCCGGUGCAGAACCUGCUGGAAUGACCACCGUAGACUCGGCAAGCCUGGCGCUCAUUUCCGCCAUCGAACGCAAGUGGUGCUGUUCCUCGGAGGUCAUGGCUUUCAAAUACGCCGGUGCAGAACCUGCUGGAACGACCACCGUAGAACCGGCAGGCCUGGCGCUCAACUCCACCAUCGAAUGCACGAGGUGCUGUUCCUCGGAGGUCAUGGCUUUCAAAUACGUCGGUGCAGAACCUGCUGGAAUGACCACCGUAGACUCGGCAAGCCUGGCGCUCAUUUCCGCCAUCGAACGCAAGUGGUGCUGUUCCUCGGAGGUCAUGGCUUUCAAAUACGCCGGUGCAGAACCUGCUGGAACGACCACCGUAGAACCGGCAGGCCUGGCGCUCAACUCCACCAUCGAAUGCACGAGGUGCUGUUCCUCGGAGGUCAUGGCUUUCAAAUACGCCGGUGCAGAACCUGCUGGAAUGACCACCGUAGACUCGGAAAGCCUGGCGCUCAUUUCCGCCAUCGAACGCAAGUGGUGCUGUUCCUCGGAGGUCAUGGCUUUCAAAUACGCCGGUGCAGAACCUGCUGGAACGACCACCGUAGAACCGGCAGGCCUGGCGCUCAACUCCACCAUCGAAUGCACGAGGUGCAGCUCCCCAGAGGAUGGCCUGGCGUCAUCGAACAUCCCGAAAGCAUGCGGUGCAGUCCCCUUCCUCCCAGAGAUCAGCUGACAUUCAUCACCGCCGGACAAACAGAAAGAAAGGAAAUCAGACUUGAAAACGCAUUUUUACGUUGCCAGAUAAUAUUAGAAACUCAAUGUUUUUUGUUGUUUUGUGUGUAUUGUAGGUGAUAAAGCGACAUUUAUCUUUGAAUAAAGCCUUAAAAUUUGAAAAAA